This is a messenger RNA of Drosophila kikkawai, 1138 nucleotides long. RefSeq names its product Protein phosphatase D5 (gene PpD5). Gene Ontology annotation, cellular component: nucleus; cytoplasm. Gene Ontology annotation, molecular function: protein serine/threonine phosphatase activity. The record is from RefSeq and is a predicted model, not a curated record. Lineage: Eukaryota; Metazoa; Arthropoda; Insecta; Diptera; Drosophilidae.
CACACACACAGACACUCAUCACUCAAAAAUAAGUUCAAUUUGUUCCCUAAUAAAAAUCAAUAGAACAGCAAAGGAAACCAUGUCUAACCCUCGCAUGUCUAGUACUUCAAAACCGAGCAAGGAAAAGGAAAAAGAAGAGAAGAUGCGACUGGCCAACCUGGACAACAUCAUUAUGCAGUUGAAAACCCAGAGCUUUGCCAACCGCCGUAUGGCCAACAUGCAAGAGACAACCAUCCUGUACGUCUGCAGUUCGGCCCGGGAGCUGUUCCUCUCCCAGCCGAUGCUCCUGGAGCUGAGUCCGCCGGUGAAGGUAUGCGGCGAUCUGCAUGGUCAGUUCAGGGAUCUGCUGAGGAUCUUCCAGCAGUGCGGCAAUCCGCCCUUGUCUAAUUACCUGUUCCUGGGUGACUACGUGGACAGGGGACAGAACUCGCUGGAAACCCUGACCCUGCUGCUGUGCUACAAGCUCCGCUUUCCCGAGAACUUCUUCAUGCUGCGCGGCAAUCACGAGUCGUCGGAUGUGAACAAGGUCUACGGGUUCUACGACGAGUGCAAGCGGCGGUACAGCGUGAAGCUGUGGAAGGCCUUCGUGGACUGCUACGACUGCAUGCCCGUGUCUGCCAUUGUGGGGGAUCGUAUCUUCUGCGUCCAUGGGGGUCUGAGUCCGGAUCUGAACUGUCUGGACAAUAUCAGGCAACUGUCGCGACCCACUGAAGUGCCCAGCGAGGGUCUGUUGUGCGAUCUCCUGUGGGCGGAUCCCGAGGACGGCAUAGACUCGUGGGCGCCCAACGAAAGGGGCGUUAGCUACAUCUUUGGGGCCUCUGUCGUGGAUGGCUUCCUGCAGCAGCACAACUUUAAUCUGAUUGUGCGCGGCCACCAGGUCGUCGAGGAUGGCUACGAAUUCUUCGCCGACCGCCAUCUGGUCACCAUCUUCUCGGCCCCAAACUACUGCAACAUGUUCGACAACUGUGGUGCCGUUCUGGUGGUGGAUAACAAUCUGGUCUGCCACUUUGUCGUCAUCCGGCCGAGGAUAGUAGCAUCGCGGGUGGGGCCCUACGAAUCGGACAGUGGCGCUGCGCCAGUACCACCAUCCCAUACUUCAUCUAUGCCGCCGCCUUCGGUCAGGGAAAAGAAAAUGUAA